Molecule: messenger RNA, 3563 nt
Organism: Sorex fumeus (smoky shrew)
Lineage: Eukaryota; Metazoa; Chordata; Mammalia; Eulipotyphla; Soricidae
Gene: MYO1F
Product: myosin IF
Exons: 28
Coding region: 47-3346 (1099 amino acids)
Biological process (GO): vesicle transport along actin filament; actin filament organization
Cellular component (GO): plasma membrane; cytoplasm; myosin complex
Molecular function (GO): actin filament binding; microfilament motor activity; ATP binding
Source: RefSeq, a predicted model, not a curated record
UCCAGACGCGUCCCCCAGAAGGCGCCCCCACCCGAGGCCACCCACCAUGGGCAGCAAGGAGCGGUUCCACUGGCAGAGCCACAACGUGAAGCAGAGCGGCGUGGACGACAUGGUCCUGCUGCCGCAGAUCACGGAGGACGCGAUCGUGGGCAACCUGCGGAAGCGCUUCAUGGACGACUACAUCUUCACCUACAUCGGCUCGGUGCUCAUCUCCGUGAACCCCUUCAAGCAGAUGCCCUAUUUCACCGACCGGGAGAUUGACCUGUACCAGGGCGCGGCCCAGUAUGAAAAUCCCCCCCACAUCUACGCCCUCACCGACAACAUGUACCGGAACAUGCUUAUCGACUGUGAGAACCAGUGUGUCAUCAUUAGUGGAGAGAGCGGAGCUGGGAAGACGGUGGCCGCCAAGUACAUCAUGGGCUACAUUUCCAAGGUGUCCGGCGGGGGCGAGAAGGUCCAGAACGUGAAGGACGUCAUCCUGCAGUCCAACCCGCUGCUCGAGGCCUUCGGCAACGCAAAGACCGUGCGCAACAACAAUUCUAGUCGAUUUGGCAAGUACUUCGAGAUCCAGUUCAGCCGAGGUGGGGAGCCCGAUGGCGGGAAGAUCUCCAAUUUCCUGCUGGAGAAAUCCCGCGUGGUGAUGCAGAAUGAAAACGAAAGGAACUUCCACAUCUAUUACCAGCUGCUGGACGGCGCCUCCCAGGAACAGCGGCAGAACCUGGGACUCAUGACCCCCGACUACUAUUACUACCUCAACCAAUCGGACACGUACAAGGUGGACGGCACGGAUGACAAGAGCGACUUCCAGGAGACUCUGAGUGCCAUGCAGGUCAUCGGCAUCCCGCCCAACGUCCAGCAACUGGUGCUGCAGCUGGUGGCAGGAAUUCUGCAUCUGGGGAACAUCAGCUUCUGCGAAGAUGGGAAUUACGCCCGGGUGGAGAGCGCUGACCUCCUGGCCUUCCCCGCCUACCUGCUGGGCAUCGACAGUGGGCGCCUGCAGGAGAAGCUGACCAGCCGCAAGAUGGACAGCCGCUGGGGAGGGCGCAGCGAGUCCAUCGAUGUGACCCUGAACGUGGAGCAGGCCGCCUACACCCGCGACGCCCUGGCCAAGGGGCUGUACGCGCGGCUCUUCGACUUCCUGGUGGAGGCCAUCAACCGGGCCAUGCAGAAGCCCCACGACGAGUACAGUAUUGGGGUGCUGGACAUUUAUGGCUUCGAGAUCUUCCAGAAAAACGGUUUUGAGCAAUUCUGCAUCAACUUUGUCAACGAGAAGUUGCAGCAGAUUUUCAUCGAACUCACACUGAAGGCAGAGCAGGAGGAGUAUGUGCAGGAAGGGAUUCGCUGGACCCCCAUCCAGUACUUCAACAACAAAAUCGUCUGUGACCUCAUCGAGAACAAGCUGAGCCCCCCGGGCAUCAUGAGCGUGCUGGACGACGUCUGUGCCACCAUGCACGCCACGGGCGGGGGCGCCGACCAGACGCUGCUGCAGAAGCUGCAGGCGGCCGUGGGCUGCCACGAGCAUUUCAACAGCUGGAGCGCGGGCUUCGUCAUCCACCACUACGCGGGCAAGGUCUCCUAUGACGUCAGUGGCUUCUGUGAGAGGAACCGGGAUGUGCUCUUCUCCGACCUCAUCGAGCUCAUGCAGUCCAGUGAGCAGGCCUUCCUCCGAAUGCUCUUUCCAGAGAAGCUGGAUGCAGACAAGAAGGGCCGGCCCAGCACCGCGGGAUCCAAGAUCAAGAAACAAGCCAACGACCUGGUGGCCACUUUGAAGAAGUGCACGCCCCACUAUAUCCGCUGCAUCAAGCCCAACGAGACCAAGAAGCCCCGAGACUGGGAGGAGAACAGGGUGAAGCACCAGGUGGAGUACCUGGGCUUGAAGGAGAAUAUCAGGGUGCGCCGCGCGGGCUUCGCCUACCGCCGCCAGUUCUCCAAGUUCCUGCAGAGGUACGCCAUCCUCACCCCCGAGACGUGGCCGUACUGGCGUGGGGGGGACGAGCGUCAGGGCGUCCAACACCUGCUCCGUGCGGUCAAUAUGGAACCCGACCAGUACCAGAUGGGGGGCACCAAGGUCUUCGUCAAGAACCCGGAGUCGCUCUUCCUGCUGGAGGAGAUGCGGGAACGCAAGUUCGACGGCUUCGCCCGCACCAUCCAGAAGGCCUGGAGGCGCCACGUGGCCGUGAGGAAGUACCAGGAGAUGCGGGAGGAAGCGUCCAACAUCCUCCUGCACAAGAAAGAGCGGCGGAGGAACAGCAUCAACCGCAACUUCGUGGGCGACUACCUGGGCCUGGAGGAGCGGCCCGAGCUGCGCCAGUUCCUGGCCAAGAGGGAGCGCGUGGACUUUGCCGAUUCUGUCACCAAGUACGACCGGCGCUUCAAGCCCAUCAAGAGGGACUUGAUCCUGACGCCCAAGUGCGUGUACGUGAUCGGGCGUGAGAAGGUGAAGAAGGGGCCCCAGAAGGGUCAGGUGUGCGAAGUGCUGAAGAAGAAACUGGAGAUCCAGGCUCUGCGGGGAGUCGCGCUCAGCACGCGGCAGGACGACUUCUUCGUGCUCCAGGAGGACGCGGCCGACAGCUUCCUGGAGAGCAUCUUCAAGACGGAGCUCAUCAGCCUCCUGUGCAAACGCUUCGAGGAGGCGGCCCGCAGGCCCCUGGCCCUGACCUUCAGCGACGCACUACAGUUCCGGGUGAAGAAGGAGGGUUGGGGCGGAGGCAGCAGCCGCAGCGUCACGUUCUGUCGGGGCUCGGGCGACGUGGCCGUGCUCAAGGCCAGCGGCCGGUCCCUCACGGUCAGCGUCGGGGACGGGCUGCCCAAAAACUCCAAGCCUACGAGGAAGACGAUAGCCCAGGGGAAACCUCGAAGGUUUGCCCAGGGUCCUACCCGAGCAGCCCCUGGACCUCCCAGAGGUCAGGACCGCAAUGGAGUGCCCCCCGCUGGCAGAAGGGGACCCCUGCCCCUGGAGAUCACAUCUGGAAGGAGCUCCCAGCAGCGCCCCCAGGCCCCUCCCUCCUCAGCCCUGGGUGCCAGCCGCCGCCCAAGGGCUCGGCCCCCCUCGGAGCAUAACACAGAGUUCCUCAACGUGCCAGACCAGGGGGUCGCCGGCAUGCAGAGAAAGCUCAGCGUGGGGCAACGACCCGUGCCCGGCGUGGGCCGACCCAAGCCCCAGCCACGGGCGUACGGUCCGCGGUGCCGGGCGCUGUACCAGUACGUGGGCCAGGACGUGGAUGAACUGAGUUUCAACGUGAAUGAAGUCAUUGAGAUCCUCCUGGAAGACCCUUCGGGCUGGUGGAAAGGCAGACUGCAUGGCCAGGAGGGCCUCUUCCCAGGAAACUACGUGGAGAAGAUCUGAAUGAAGAAAAGGGGGAGCCCAGAACGCUCCACCCCCUCCGCAAUGUGUCCCCCAUCCUGCUGGGAUGCCAGGCCCUGCCAGCAGGACUCCUGUUUGUCUUGGUUACUUUGGCUCAAGACCAGCUCCUGGGGCUCCCAGCCCAGCCAGGGGGCUCUGGGUCCUGGUCGUCACCGCUGCACUGAAGGCCUUGAGCCCUGCCUGUCACCCUUCACUUCUC